AUGUUGGGAUUUCUACUUUUCCUGCCGCUAGUCGGCGCCGCCGUCAUUGGGCCCAGGGCGAACAGCCAAAUUUGUCCUGGAUAUAAGGCAUCGCACGCUAAACAUAACAGCCACACUUUCACUGCGGAUUUGACACUCGCAGGCAAACCGUGCGACACGUAUGGCACCGAUUUGAAGGACCUGAAGCUCUUAGUGGAGUACCAAACGGACGAACGCCUCCACGUCAUGAUCUAUGAUGCCAAUGAACAGGUGUACCAAGUUCCUGAGUCUGUUCUGCCUCGGGUUGGCAAUGGCAAUGGCACUGAGAAGGAUUCUGCUCUGAAGUUCGAUUAUGUGGAAGAGCCUUUCUCGUUCACCGUGUCUAGGAAUGGAGAUGUGCUUUUCGAUACCUCUGCAUCCAACCUGAUCUUCCAAUCACAGUAUCUGAAUCUUCGCACCUGGUUACCAAAUGACCCUCAUCUAUAUGGCCUCGGAGAGCAUACCGAUUCGCUCCGAUUGGAAACGAACAAUUACACCCGUACCCUAUGGAAUCGUGAUUCCUACGGCGUACCGAGCCACAGCAAUCUGUACGGUGCUCACCCUGUGUACUACGACCAUCGUGGGAGUGCUGGAACCCACGGUGUCUUCUUAGCAAAUUCGAAUGGUAUGGACAUCAAAAUCAAUAAGACACUGGAUGGCAAGCAGUAUCUUGAGUACAAUAUACUGGGAGGCGUACUUGAUUUCUAUUUCUUCACCGGUUCGACUCCCAAGGAAGCUAGUACCCAGUACGCGAAAGUUGUUGGGCUUCCAGCCAUGCAGAGCUACUGGACCUUUGGUUUUCAUCAAUGCAAGUACGGUUAUAGAGAUGUUUAUGAAGUGGCUGAAGUGGUGUAUAAUUAUAGCCAAGCUGGAAUCCCACUAGAGACCAUGUGGACCGACAUUGACUAUAUGGAGCUGAGAAGAGUGUUCACCCUCGACCCGGAAAGAUUCCCACUUGGCAAAAUGCGGGAGCUUGUGGAUUACCUUCAUGACCAUAAUCAGCAUUAUAUUGUCAUGGUUGAUCCCGCCGUAAGCACGAGUGGUGCUGUGUGGCCUGGUGUAACUGUCUACCCUGAUUGGUUCCAUCCAGCCAUUCAAGACUAUUGGAACGGGGAGUUCAAUAAGUUCUUCGAUCCUGAAACCGGUAUCGACAUUGACGGCCUGUGGAUCGACAUGAACGAGGCCGCAAAUAUGUGCACCUUUCCCUGCACCGACCCGGAAAGAUACUCUAUUGAGAACGAUCUUCCACCCGCACCACCCGCUGUCCGGCCCAGUAACCCUCGUCCGUUGCCUGGAUUCCCGGAUGACUUCCAGCCAGGCUCUUCGAAGAGACUCUCGAAAAGAGCACAUGGUGAUAAGCUUGGGCUGCCUGGCCGCAACCUCCUCAGCCCCCCUUACUCAAUUAAGAAUGCGGCUGGAGCUCUUAGCCAGAACACUAUUCAAACCAACAUUGGCCACGCAGGAGGUUACGUUGAAUACGACACCCAUAAUCUCUAUGGAACCAUGAUGAGCUCGGCCUCUCGCAUAGCAAUGCAGCAACGCCGUCCCGACGUCAGACCCUUAAUCAUCACUCGCAGCACGCUCGGUGACAAUCUCAGCACUUGGAAGUUGUACCGCGCCUCGAUCGCCCAGGUCCUGGCCUUCGCCUCGAUGUUCCAGAUUCCCAUGGUAGGAGCUGAUGUCUGCGGCUUCGGUUCAAACACCACAGAAGAGCUCUGUGCGCGCUGGGCAUCACUUGGAGCCUUCUACACCUUCUACCGUAACCAUAACGAGAUUGGCAACAUCCCCCAGGAGUACUACUACUGGGAAUCGGUAACUGAAUCCGCGACCAAGGCCAUCAACAUCCGGUACCAGCUCCUCGACUACGUUUACACUGCCUUCCACCGCCAGAGCAAAACCGGUGAGCCCUUCCUGCAGCCCUUAUUCUACCUGUACCCAGAGGACAAAAAUACCUUCGCAAUCGACCUGCAGUUUUUCUACGGCGACGCCAUUCUUAUCUCCCCCGUCACCGAGAAAAACUCGACAUCCGUCAAUGCAUAUUUUCCCAAGGAUAUCUUCUACGAUUGGUACACCGGCGCCGUAAUCCAGGGUCAGGGCGCGAAUAUCAUUCUGUCCAAUAUCAACAUCACCCAUAUCCCCAUUCACAUCCGUGGCGGCAAUAUCGUCCCCAUCCGCUCCUCUGGUGCGAUGACAACCACCGAGCUCCGCAAAAAGGGCUUCCAGCUUAUCAUUGCUUCUGGCAUCGAUGGGACAGCUUCUGGAAGCCUGUAUUUAGACGAUGGAGACUCGCUCGAGCAGACUGACACUGCCAACAUUGAGUUCGAGUACCGCAGUGGUGUUCUCUACAUCAAGGGGCAAUUUAUCCACGAUGUCCCUGUUAAGAUUGAGAGUGUUAUUUUGCUUGGUCAGACAACGACUGCCGGGGCUGGGCGGCACAACCAGAAGCAGGUCAUUGAAACCAACUUGGAGCUUACGGCGCCUACGAGGGUAAAACUAGCUUAG
Molecule: messenger RNA, 2520 nt
Organism: Aspergillus nidulans FGSC A4
Lineage: Eukaryota; Fungi; Ascomycota; Eurotiomycetes; Eurotiales; Aspergillaceae
Gene: agdC
Product: protein agdE
Exons: 6
Coding region: 1-2520 (839 amino acids)
Biological process (GO): carbohydrate metabolic process
Cellular component (GO): extracellular region
Molecular function (GO): alpha-1,4-glucosidase activity; beta-glucosidase activity; glucan 1,4-alpha-glucosidase activity
Source: RefSeq, a predicted model, not a curated record